Messenger RNA from Peniophora sp. CBMAI 1063, 966 nucleotides. NCBI's taxonomy places the organism in Eukaryota, Fungi, Basidiomycota, Agaricomycetes, Russulales, Peniophoraceae. The record is from the annotation of a GenBank genome assembly.
AUGGGGAAGAAAAAACGCGACGCGACUGCCGCGUGGCGUGCGCGCGCUGCCAGCGAAGCGCCUCUGGACGUCUUCGGCAUCCCGGCUUCCAUUCCCAGUCCACCUAUACCCUCUUCGACCGACCCGUGGAGCACGCUAGAGUCCGCGAUCAAGGGCAUGCUACCCGCAUUCGAGUCGAAUCCGUCUUACAGCUCCACGACCCGUCGCAUGCGCGAACUCGAAGCGCUCUUCGUGUCCACGAAGGACAUUCUCAGUGUAUCAGUCAAUCACGUCUCGAUCCCGACCACGAGCACCGACUACGAUGAAGCAUUCGAAGACGGUCAACGUACGGGCUACGCCGAUGGCUACGAGGACGGUCGUCGGGCCUUUUGGAAGGAGCAGGGCACGGAAACGUGGCGCUCGGCUGCUGUGGGUGCGGCACGCUCGUGCCCGGAGAUAUUGCAAGAAGUUACCCGGGAUAUUCGAGCCAUGCAUACUCCGGUCGAUCGCGCUGUCCAGACCAUCGCAACAUCUACGGCAAACACUUCAUCCCAAACCACUUCACCUGCUGCGACCACGGACACAUCAUCUCAGACCGACCCUUCGGCCAUUCGCUCGUCUUGUGCCGUACAAGUGGGCACCUCGGACGAUCCUCCCGUCAUCAACUCGCACGAUAUACCUGUCACUCCAUCAAAUCAUCCUCUACGCGACUUAUCAAUAUUACGUUCGGACGACAAUAUACGGCCCUUCGGAACUCUUCAACGACGAUCACGACGUGUUCGACCUCCACGUUCGCACACACCACGUUCACGGCAUUGUUCAUCAAAUUCGCCAUACACUUCACCAUCUACGUCUACACCUUCCGUUCUCGCAUGGGACUCCGACCCUCGGCUUAUCAAGCUUUCUCGUGCUCUUCGUUCACUCGGUUGGACGCGCGGUCGCGGCGAGGACGCCGCGCGAGUUUUAGUGGGGGCAGGCAGGCCCUAG